CACUGAGGAGCCGCUCCCCGCAGACAGUGCUUCCGGUUUAGCGCAGGAAGCCGGCCAUCUUACUGCACCCGGUCUGUGUGAGGCGAGGAGGACCGGAAUCUGGCUGACCGCAGUCCGCACUCUGUUUUCGGUUGGGUGUACCAAGAUGGCAGCCGGGCGGCUCUAGGGUCGGACAAUUUCAUCAGGGUCCAGUGACUGAGAGCCGGACGCCAGCUGCCAUGGAGCCCGCAGGGCGCAAGGACAAGGGGAAGGCUAAGGACGCCGCCAGCCGGCAGGAGAAAGCGAAACAAAAAACGGCCCAGCAGGAACUGAAGCAACGGCAGAGGGCGGAGAUUUAUGCUCUAAACAAGGUGAUGACAGAGCUGGAGCAGCAGCAGUUUGAAGCAUUUUGCAAACAGAUGCAAGCGUCUGGCAAGUGACCCAAGAGGAGGAGGCGGAACGUGUCGGGCCGGACACAGAAUGCGCCGACGAGGGGGCUUAUCACCAUGUGGGAAUGACCACCUUCUCUUUCGUUAGUUCUUUAUUUAAUUUGUAAUCAGAAGCUUAACCCUCGUGUGAUCAUUUUACUCCUUAUUUUACUUUUUUUUUUAAAUUAAACUCUUCUAAAAAGCAAA
Spea bombifrons (plains spadefoot toad) is the source of this 614-nucleotide messenger RNA. It is a transcript of the gene SVBP, whose product is annotated as small vasohibin binding protein. Gene Ontology annotation, biological process: protein secretion; negative regulation of protein ubiquitination. The transcript is spliced from 3 exons. Bases 219 to 419 code for a protein of 66 amino acids. Lineage: Eukaryota; Metazoa; Chordata; Amphibia; Anura; Pelobatidae. The record is from RefSeq and is a predicted model, not a curated record. Gene Ontology annotation, cellular component: apical part of cell.